Molecule: messenger RNA, 1802 nt
Organism: Cannabis sativa
Lineage: Eukaryota; Viridiplantae; Streptophyta; Magnoliopsida; Rosales; Cannabaceae
Product: carboxyl-terminal-processing peptidase 1, chloroplastic
Exons: 12
Coding region: 42-1427 (461 amino acids)
Biological process (GO): proteolysis
Molecular function (GO): serine-type peptidase activity; protein binding; endopeptidase activity
Source: RefSeq, a predicted model, not a curated record
AUUUAAACCUCAAAAAUCAAAAGACCCGCUAAGAUUAUGAGAUGAGGUUACUCUAUUGCCAUACCUCAAUUCCAUUUCACUCUUCAAAUUCAAAGCUUCAAUCUUUAAUCCCCAAUUUCACUCCUCCCAAAACCCUAAUUCGAAUUCUCUCAGGUGCUCUCUCCCUCACUCUAAUCGCCUCUUCUCCUUCUCCUUUCCUUGCUCUCGAAUCACCAUCAUCACCAUCUUCUCCUUCUUCUGAGUAUUGCCGAGAACAAGAUUUGAUCGAAGAUUUGAGCUCUGAAUCGGAGGAGACCUUUGUCACUAAUGAGGGGAUUGUUGAGGAAGCUUGGGAAAUCGUUAAUGAUAGCUUUCUCGAUACCAGUCGUCAGCAUCGAUGGUCCCCUGAAAAUUGGCAGAGGAAGAAGGAAGAUAUUAGGAGUUCUUCAAUCCAGUCAAGGUCAAAAGCUCAUGAUGUAAUUAAGCGUAUGUUGGCUAGCUUGGGUGAUCCUUACACAAGAUUUCUUUCACCUGAUCAGUUCUCCAAAAUGGCAAGGUAUGAUGUGAGUGGUAUUGGGAUGAACAUCAAGGAAGUCCCGGAUGAAAAUGGUGGCACGAAAUUGAGGGUACUCGGACUUGUAUUGGAUGGUCCUGCUCACUUAGCAGGUGUGAGACAGGGGGAUGAAGUAUUAGCUGUUAAUGGAAUGGAUGUGGCAGGAAAAUCAGCAUUUGAAGUGUUAUCUUCUAUCCAAGGUCCUAAUGAGACAUCUGUUACCCUCAAGGUAAAGCAUGGGAAUUGUGGACCUAUUCAAUCUGUAACAAUUGAAAGACAAGUUGUUGCUCGGACCCCAGUGUUUUAUCGGAUUGAACAAAUGGAAAAUGGCGGUCCAUCAGUUGGGUACAUGCGGUUAAAAGAGUUUAAUGCAUUGGCAAGAAAAGAUUUGGCCAUUGCCAUGAAAAGACUUCAAAAGAUGGGUGCAUCAUAUUUCGUUUUGGAUCUUAGAGAUAAUCUUGGCGGACUUGUACAGGCUGGAAUAGAAAUUGCCAAACUCUUUCUAAAUCAAGGCGAUACUGUAAUUUAUACUGUUGGAAAGGAUCCUCAGUACCAACAAAGUGCUGUUGCAGACAACCAACCGUUGACUGAAGCUCCUCUAAUCGUAUUAGUGAACAACAACACUGCCAGUGCUAGUGAAAUUGUUGCUUCCGCAUUGCACGACAAUUGCAGAGCUGUUCUUGUCGGUGAAAAGACAUUUGGCAAGGGUUUGAUUCAAUCAGUAUUUGAACUUCAUGAUGGAUCUGGUGUAGUUGUCACUGUUGGGAAGUAUGUCACACCAAAUCAUAAAGACAUAAACGGCAAUGGAAUAGAACCCGAUUAUCGAAAUUUUCCAGGCUGGCAUGAUGUCGAACAACGCCUUUCGCAGUGCAAAUAUGUUCACGAACACGGGUAGUAGUUCAUACAUACUUUGCAGGUUUGAUCAAUCUGCUUAGCGAAAUUACUUACUAAUACCGAAAUAAGCUUCAGCUUCCGUUAACAAAUCUUUGAAAAAUACAUUGAAGAACAGCUUGAUAGAUUCAUUUCAUUCUCUUCUGUGUUUUUAAGUUGACUCAACUUAAAAAUAGAAGAGUGGUUAAGAAUGUAUUAUGUAUCCAAAAACUAUCAAUGAAGAAUUUAAUUACAUAAAAUAAUUAUUAAAAUACAACAAACAAAAUGUUCCAUUGAGCUUCAUACUUGUGGAAUCCCAAUUGGUGGGGUUUUCUUAGAUUUGAUUUCUCAAGUAACAACUAUUAAUAAGAGAAAGGUGUAUUUGAGUGUUCUGUUUGCA